This is a messenger RNA of Chondrus crispus (carragheen), 1152 nucleotides long. RefSeq lists its product as hypothetical. Lineage: Eukaryota; Rhodophyta; Florideophyceae; Gigartinales; Gigartinaceae. The transcript has a single exon. Bases 1 to 1152 code for a protein of 383 amino acids. The record is from RefSeq and is a predicted model, not a curated record.
AUGCGCCUGCGAACCCAGCUCGCAGACCAGCUCGGCACCGGCCCGUGCCCAGCUGACGAGAACAAGGUCCCGAUCAUUGCCCGCGUGCUGUCGUCGCCGCCGAAGAUUAAGAGGUCGCUGUCGAGACGCUCCCUGUCUCUGUCGAGACGGAGGAGGAGGCUCGAAGAGAGCGCGGAGGAGAGCAGGUUGUACGUAGGCUUGGAGGACGGCGUGCUGGAGGAUGAGGAUGACUUUGUCGAGGAGCCGGCCACCAUUUCAGACAUAUUGCCGACGGGGGAGACGCCGUAUAGACUGGGGCUGCUAAAGUGUCAGCGCGGCGUCCCGGGUUUGGUGCUCGAGGAUGACGAGCAGGACGCGGUGAUGGAGAGGCGCGCGUUGAGAGCCAUGUUCAGUGAGGCCGGUCAUGGUAGCGGGACGCGGCGGGAUGCCGAGUUGGCAGAGCAGCAGCCGUGUAGCGUGAGGGGGUUAUUCCAGCGGGCCGCCUACGAUUUCGAGGGGACGGAGCCCAGCUUUUCGGACAUGGGUGACAACCCAAAAGUGCCCGAGGUGCCCGGAUUGAACGCGAUCGCAACUGUCGGCGAUGAUGAGUAUGGCUUUGACGACGUGGACGAGGAGGACGAAGAAGAAAACGAUGAAGCACUAUAUGAGCAAUUUCAGAAACAUAAUGAUUUGAUCGAGGUUGCAGAGGAGGACCAGCGGUACUUUGACGAGCAAAGUGACCACUACUCAUUCGAUGACUCCGUGUUCACCGAGCGAGAAGUGGCUGUGCUUCUCCUCGCGCACGACAUCGCACGCGCCUCGAAGCGCAACUCUGCGCUGAUGGCAAAGUGUCCCGACGCCCCUCCAGGGCCUCUGCUGACGGCGGCAACCGCCGCGCGUAUCGAGGACCUGUUCAAGUCGGACGCGAUCAUGGAAAUCGCUUCCGUCGUCGCUGUGUUUCACAUGCUGCAGCGGUGGACCGUGUGCUUCCCGUAUCGCGCAGAGGGCGAGUCGCUCGAGGCGCCUGUGCGGAAGUUCGUCCAAACCCCCAUCGCACACGACCUCAGCGUCGGCUCCGUCGGACAGCGCUCCGCGUCCAAGUCUUCGGCUAGCUUGCGCCGCGGCCAGGGUCGCUCAAUACGACUGCCACGGCAUACCGUCGUAAGUUUUUGA